CAGUCGUGAACAGACUUUCGGCGGUGCGUUGUUGUGUUAUGUAGAAUUUUGUUCCUAGAUGUGGCAUACGAUCGUCGAAUUUUUCUAUGGUGCUGUUUGUGUGUUCUCGCUAUAAACGUGCGACCCAGUGACGGAAGUGCUUACCAUGUGAAUUGUUGAUUGAGUUUUUUUUGUACCAUGGUUGACAACAGUUGCAUUAUAGAGGGAACCGUCAAGUUUAGGGAUGGAAAAAAGUGGAAGUCAAGAUGGUGCGUCAUGAGGAAACUGUCACCGGUUGCAGACUGCCUCCACCUCCAACUGUAUCGCGACUCGAAAGACCGAUACAAACAAGGACAAACCAAAGCAUCUCUGUCCCUCCAACACUUCCUGGGCUUGGAAACUGGAUUUACCCUAGAUAAAGAAUCCAACACGGUCGCCAUUUUGUGCCAAGAUGUAGUUGUUGUGCUGGCUUUCGAUAACAGAGAACGUUUGAUGCAGUGGCAGGUCAAAUUAAGUUCGCAUUUGGGAGACGGUCCACAUUUCCUUGUUCUUGUGUCUUCUGCUCCGCCCAAGUCUCGGUUACCUCCAGGCCCAGCGAGACUCCAUGUCCAGGAAAGAGGUUUUUGUUUGACGGCCGGUGUUCCUCCUAGAGUUGCAGGCGAAUGGCUCAUCAGUAAUCUAAGGAGAUACGGUGUGGUCGAAGGGAGAUUUUGUUUUGAGGGGGGUUCCAGGUGUGGGAAAGGGGAAGGUUUGCAUGUUCUGUUAACCGAUCAGGGAGAAGAAAUUACGUCUACAUUGAAAGUGGCCGCUGUUGGACAACUACAUUCCUCGCGGAGAAGACCCGUGUCGAGAAAUAUGUCAGUAAUGGAUAGUCCGAGACGUCCGACACUUCGACCAGACUGCCGAGCCACAGUGGAACUGAGCGAUUCGUCCAUCCUUUCCCGCGCAGAGUCUCCUUACACCGACUUAGAAAGCAAUUAUGGUUGUGGUGAUAGUAUUUCGAAUGAUGGUUGGGGCGUACCACCGAUAGAACGCUGCAUGAGUUGUAUUAGUAAACUUGGAGCGUUGUCUAGAUCGUCAACAGCAACGGUGACGAUAUCUGUACCUUGUUGGGAACACACGUGUGAUAGGCAUUCGAUCAGCAGCGGGUCCGACAGCAGCGGUUGGAGUCAGGCCGUCACCAAGCCCCCAGCGAGACCCCCGAAACCCGGUACUGUGGCUGUGGCAUCACCCAAAAAACCUCCGGCACCGGUACCCUCGUGCUAUGACAAUUACGACAUUCCUAAAAUACCUUAUCCGGUGGAACCAAAGUUGGACGAACAUUACGACACCCCGCGCAAGUUGAAGGAAUGCUUGUUCGACACUGUCCACAAACCAUGCGGUUGCAUAGUGAGAAUUAGACAACCGGAGCCAGAAAGGCCUUGCGUUUGCCAACGUUUGAUGUCGUGUUGGUCGGGGGACGAAGACAUAAGCGCCCUCUACGCUACCGUCGAUAUGAGUAAGAAGUGUCAGAGGAAUCAGACUGCGAUCACUACUGCCAACUAUGCCAACGUAACUCCGUUGUCGACGACUGCGGCGACAACUUCUUCUUCCAAUUACGAAAACAUGGAAUUUGCUCAAACCCUCAAACUAUACGAAAAUAGUAAAGAAAUCGGAGAUAAAGCCAAAGCGUUGUGUAGUAAGUGUGGUCACGCUCAAGACGACUACCUCAUGAUGGAACCCUCUCUGAAGCCGCCUCAGCCGCACCCUGGCUAUAUACCGAUGUCCCCGGCGGUGAAGCAGCGCCUAGGUAAAGCUUUUUCUAGUAGUAACCCGAACUUGGCCCCGACUCUGGAUCGCUCGAACAAGCCCUCCGGUUCUGCCAUGCUGCAUGCCAACGUCUACCAGCGCAAACAACUCCUCGAUUCCACCGAUAAUUUGGAUUUGAAACGCAGGCGCUCCAACUCUGCCGAUUCCUCAAGUCGUUGCGAAGAAGUCGAAACAUCUCCGUGCCAUUGUACUCAGUCUAUUGCCGUUAGAAGGUCGUCUUCAGUUCCUUGUAAAUCAAACCGCGAUUCUUCUAGUUCUAACGAUUCGGGCGUGUUCGAGUUACCACACAAGACACGGCUGUGUACGAUUUCUACGUUACCUAGACGUUCGAAAUCAUCUGAUCCCCUCAGAGACCUGAGUUUCCAGUUUAAUAAGGCUGAUGGGAAGUCGGCGAGCGCCGAAGCUGAAGUUCCAGUGUGUCCGUCGGGAUCUACCAGCAGCGGUACCUCGGACAUGUCCGAUUAUUUUGAGACGCUGUCCUUGUCAUCGCACAGUUCAAAUGAGGCUCCUCCACCCAGCUGUACUCUCAGACCGAGGUCUGGAAAUGAGUACCUUAGCUUGCAGAGGCUCAUAGUACCCGUUCCCGAAGAACGACAUAACUAGUCUACAAAUAGGAAGCAAUAAAUAUUACAGUAUCUAGUACAACAUUACUAUGAUUAUACUUAUACAUGUAAUCUUUUCUGUAAAAAGUAUUACUUUAUAAUAAAUUAUUCGCUGAAGGA
Zophobas morio is the source of this 2510-nucleotide messenger RNA. RefSeq lists its product as uncharacterized. Gene Ontology annotation, biological process: positive regulation of protein tyrosine kinase activity; neuromuscular junction development. The transcript is spliced from 5 exons. NCBI's taxonomy places the organism in Eukaryota, Metazoa, Arthropoda, Insecta, Coleoptera, Tenebrionidae. Gene Ontology annotation, molecular function: protein kinase binding. Bases 178 to 2391 code for a protein of 737 amino acids. The record is from RefSeq and is a predicted model, not a curated record.